AUGAGUCAUAUCAUUCAAUCCCAAAAGACGGCCCUGAUCACGGGCGCUGCGUCUGGCGUUGGUUAUGCUAUUGCUAAGCUCUGCCGGAGCAAAGGGAUGCACUUGGCUCUCCUCGACAUCGAUCAAGAUAAUCUGAUGAAAACAAAAGACGUUCUGGCCGAGAUAGAUCCCAGUCUUCAAACUGAAGCCUUUGUGUUAGAUGUCGCUGAUCGCGUCGCCUGGAAACAGAUCGCGGGGCAAAUUGCGGCAACAUUUGCGAAUAUUGAUCUGGUCGUGUUGAACGCCGGCAAAGGGUAUAAGCCGCAAACAACAGAUCAAGGUCGCAUGAACGCGUGGUUAGAUCAGGAAUAUUGGACCAAGACGUUUGAUACGAACGUAUUUGGUCCAUUGAAUGGACUGAAUGCUAUUCUGCCAUUGCUGCUCUCCUCAACCUCUCGAUCAGCCAAGUCGAUUGUGGUGACGGGCUCCAAACAAGGCAUCACCAAUCCCCCCGGGACCAAUCCCGCUUACAAUGCCUCCAAAGCCGCGAUCAAGAGCCUGACAGAGCAUCUGGCGCACGACCUCCGCUCCGACCCAAACACCGCACAUAUUACCGCCCACCUGCUCAUUCCCGGCUGGACAUGGACCGGUAUGAUGGGCAAUGUGGGCCCAACCGCCGAGUCUGACCUGAAGAAGCCCGCCGGAGCCUGGUAUCCAAGCCAAGUAGCCGAGGAGAUGUAUACGGGCCUGGAAAAGGGGUCCUUCUACAUUGUAUGCCCAGAUGGAGAGACUGACCGGGCGUUGGAUCAAGCUCGGAUGAAAUGGGGAAGUGCUGAUGUUUACGAAGAGCGACCUGCGUUGUCUCGCUGGGCGGAGAGCUGGAAAGACCGUGCCGACCAUGCGAUCCAGGCCGAUGCAAAGGCUCGCAGAGCUUGA
Messenger RNA from Penicillium nucicola, 915 nucleotides. Its product is annotated as SDR family NAD(P)-dependent oxidoreductase. Gene Ontology annotation, molecular function: oxidoreductase activity, acting on NAD(P)H, oxygen as acceptor. Gene Ontology annotation, cellular component: intracellular anatomical structure. The coding region runs from base 1 to 915 and encodes 304 amino acids. Lineage: Eukaryota; Fungi; Ascomycota; Eurotiomycetes; Eurotiales; Aspergillaceae. The transcript has 2 exons. The record is from RefSeq and is a predicted model, not a curated record.